Messenger RNA from Lepus europaeus (European hare), 882 nucleotides. Its product is annotated as peptidyl-prolyl cis-trans isomerase E-like. Gene Ontology annotation, cellular component: intracellular membrane-bounded organelle. Gene Ontology annotation, molecular function: peptidyl-prolyl cis-trans isomerase activity. Gene Ontology annotation, biological process: protein peptidyl-prolyl isomerization. The transcript has 3 exons. NCBI's taxonomy places the organism in Eukaryota, Metazoa, Chordata, Mammalia, Lagomorpha, Leporidae. The coding region runs from base 15 to 332 and encodes 105 amino acids. The record is from RefSeq and is a predicted model, not a curated record.
AGCCUCGGUCUCCCAUGCGGGUGGAAGCAACCGCAACGCUUAGGUCAUCAUCUGCUGCCUCCCAGCGUGUUACAGAAACUGGAUCAGAAGCGGAGAGGGGACUUGAACCCAGGCAUUCUGGCCUGCUCUCCAUGGCCAACUCUGGCCCAAACACCAAUGGCUCCCAGUUCUUCCUGACGUGUGACAAGACAGACUGGCUGGAUGGCAAGCAUGUGGUGUUUGGGGAGGUGACCGACGGUCUGGACGUCUUGCGACAGAUUGAGGCCCAGGGCAGCAAGGACGGGAAGCCCAAGCAGAAGGUGAUCAUCGCGGAUUGUGGCGAGUUCGCCUGAGCUGAGCUGGCGCCCUCUGCCCCUGCUCUGCACACCCAGGAAGGAGUUGCGGCCUCCGGGACCAGCACGGAAGCAGCGUUCGCGGCCAGAGCCCUUCCUCGGCGUCAGCUCCGGCAGGCACAGCAUGGACUUCUCUGGGCUCUUUCCCAUCGUGCCUGGGCCAGGAGCAGCCAGGCAGGCACCGCCCUCCCCAUCACGGACAGGCCCGGCGUUUGCUGCCAGGGCCCAUCCCCCACCUGCCUGGGGGGACCCUGGAGGUUUUCUACACCGAAAUAAACCCUCGUCCUCAGACUGCUGCCUCCAGCCAGACCCCAGGUGUUUUCAGAGGUGGCCGAGGGCACAGGCUGUGGUGUCUUCCUGGCGUCCCCAGCUUCGGCCCUUUCCCCUGAGGAGGUGGGCUUCAAGCGGGACUUCUCUCCCUGCCCACCCUCUGGGGAGGCACUGAGACCUGCUGUGUGAGGGAGAAGACGAGGCGGAGCUCAAGGCCUGAAAUGCUGCUGAAAAUCACGUUUCCAAUGACUAUUUGAUAAAUUUGCUAGGUACUCACGUA